Diaporthe citri is the source of this 861-nucleotide messenger RNA. RefSeq lists its product as uncharacterized. The coding region runs from base 1 to 861 and encodes 286 amino acids. The record is from RefSeq and is a predicted model, not a curated record. The transcript is spliced from 2 exons. Lineage: Eukaryota; Fungi; Ascomycota; Sordariomycetes; Diaporthales; Diaporthaceae.
AUGUUUCCCAUCUAUCCCGAGCCCCACGCGAAGCAACUUUUAUCGAGCCUAAGAGAUGACCCAAACAUCACUCUGUUCCAGGGGGAAUCCAAGAAUUUUGAAGACAUCCUCAAAGCAGCACAAGGAUGCAAGGGAGUCUUCCUCAACACAUUUCCCUACCCAGGACUAGAGGCCCUGCAGGCCAAGACUGUUGUCGACGCCAGCCAGAAGGCAGGCGUUGAAACCAUUGUUGUAGCCACGACCCAUGGCACAGCCAACAAGGGAAUGUGGGAUGACGACGCGACCAAGGAAAUCAACCUCCACCAGUAUUUCUCCUCCAAGGCAACAGUCGAAGAGAUCGUUCGAGCGAGCGGAUUCCAAGCUUACACCAUCCUCCGGCCGGCAGUCAUCCACACCGACUUCUUCGUGCCAGGCUGCUAUGGGAACUUCCCUCGGCUUCCGACCCACGGGGAGCUGGACCACCUCCUCGAGGACGGUGCAAAGGUCCCUUGGACCGAUGCAAACGACGUCGGCAAGUACGCGGCAGCAGCUCUACUGGACCCGGCCAAUUUCGCCGGCCAGGAGAUCGACCUCGGCAACGAGCUCCUCACUAUCGAACAAGUGCGCGACAUCCUCACCCAAGCCAGCGGCAGACAAGUUAAGGCGACGAAGCACACUCAGAAAGAGGUGGAGGAGAUGGGAAUCAGUGUCUUUGGGCAGGCGUUCCACCUCAUGUCCAAUAUCAAGGAUCUCACCUGGACUACGGCCCGCGCCAGAGAGGUCCAGGAAAAGUUCGGGAUUCCGUUUACUUCACUUGAGGCGGCGGUGCAGAGGGACAGGGCUCUCCUCUUGGAAUGUCUGCCAGACGCAUUCCCUUGCUGA